This is a messenger RNA of Chaetomium strumarium, 2297 nucleotides long. RefSeq names its product amino acid permease-domain-containing protein. The coding region runs from base 247 to 2202 and encodes 651 amino acids. Gene Ontology annotation, biological process: amino acid transmembrane transport. Gene Ontology annotation, cellular component: membrane. Gene Ontology annotation, molecular function: amino acid transmembrane transporter activity. The record is from RefSeq and is a predicted model, not a curated record. NCBI's taxonomy places the organism in Eukaryota, Fungi, Ascomycota, Sordariomycetes, Sordariales, Chaetomiaceae. The transcript is spliced from 4 exons.
GUAGCACACCCCUCGCAGAUACCAACGUCAGACCACAGAGCCGGGAACUUGAAAUCUAGCCUCGCAUGCCGUUGGCUGAGGGAGACGCCAUAACCCUGUUGAAGGAAGCACGUCCCGAGUCAGGUUACCUGACCCCGGGAUCGACCGUCCCUCGGGGAAUAGAAACAUAAACCAAGACGGACGCCGAGCUGCGGCAGCACUCCGGUGCCUUGGCCAAUCCGAAAAACCCACGGUCUCGUCGUGGCCAUGCGUCCGUCUCGCGAUAUCGAGAUGGCCGAUUUCGGGCCCAAGGAGGGCUCGUGGGCGCAGGGCAGCGUCCUGAGCACCCGUAUGAGCACCCGGGGCGCAUCGGCUUACUCGCGCGACAACGGGGAGCAGCACUCCCACCCGGUGCGGCGCUGGCUGGACUCGUUCCGGCGAGACCCGGGUCUCCAUGUCACGCCUCCCUCCGCCAUAAACGCCGCCGAACGCGGUCCCCGGGGCUCGACGCUGCGUCCUUCCGACGACCUGCCGCCGUCCGAGCGGGUGCCGAGUCGCGACCAACGCACUGGACACUACUUUGACCUGCACGCCGCGAAUGUCAACACGGCCAACACGCUGCUGUCCCGCGAACUGAAGGGGAGGCACCUUCAGAUGAUUGCCAUUGGCGGUUCCAUUGGAACCGGGCUGUUCGUCGCGUCGGGUAAAGCCCUCUACACCGGCGGUCCAGCCAGUGUUUUGAUCGCCUACCUCUUCAUCGGUUCUAUGCUGUACUGCACCAUCCAAGCUUUGGGUGAACUUGCCGUAACCUUCCCCGUCGCCGGCUCCUUUUCGGCCUACUCGACACGGUUUCUGGACCCGGCUUGGGGAUUCGCUAUGGGCUGGAACUACGCCUUGCAGUGGCUGACGGUGCUCCCCGUCGAAAUCAUUGCCGCCUCCAUCACCGUCAGUUAUUGGAACAACGAUCUGAAUCGUGCCAUCUUUAUCACCAUCUUCCUGCUCGCUAUCUUUGUGAUCAACUUGUUUGGCGUCAAAGGCUACGGAGAAUCCGAGUUUGUCUUCGCCAUUGUCAAGAUCACGGCCGUCAUCGGGUUCAUCCUCCUCGGCAUCGUUAUCAACAUAGGUGGCUAUCCCAACGACGGCUAUAUCGGUGGCCGGUACUGGCACAACCCGGGUGCCUUCAACAACGGCUUCAAGGGUCUCUGUGCCGUCUUCGUCACCGCCGCCUUCGCCUUCACGGGCACCGAGCUCGUCGGCCUCGCCGCCGCCGAGACGGUCAACCCGCGCAAGUCCCUCCCUACCGCCAUCAAACAAGUCUUUUGGCGCAUCACACUCUUCUACAUCGUCUCCCUUACCCUUAUCGGCCUGCUCGUGCCGCACAACCACCCCAAGCUUCUAGGCGCUAAGUCCGCCGCUGACGCCUCGGCAUCCCCCUUCGUCAUCGCCAUCGAAUCGGCCGGAAUAGCCAUCCUCCCAGGCGUUAUGAACAGCGUCAUCCUAGUCGCCGUCAUCUCGGUCGGCAACAGCGCCGUCUUCGGCUCCUCCCGCACGCUCGCCGCACUGGCCGACCAGCGCCAGGCGCCUCAGAUCCUCGGCUACGUCGACCGUCGCGGCCGGCCCCUCGUAGCCAUACUCGUCGCCUCCGCCAUCGGCCUACUGGGCUACCUGGCCGACCUGGACGAGAAGACCGACGUCCUGAACUGGCUGCUGGCCGUCUCGGGCCUCUCCUCCGUCUUCACGUGGGGCUCUAUCUGCCUCGCACACAUCCGCUUCCGCAAGGCCUGGGCCGCCAAGGGGCGCUCCAUCCACUCGCUCGCCUUCCGCUCCCAGGUCGGCGUGGUCGGAUCCUGGAUAGGCCUGUCGCUCAACAUCCUCGUGCUGCUCGCACAGUUCUGGACCGCCGCCUGGCCCAUCCCGCACCCGGUCCCCUCCAACCCGCUUGCCUCUCCCCUAGAUCCCGUCCCAGGCGGCGGGGCGACAGGCGGCGACAGGCACGGCGCCGAGGCAGCGCGGAAUUUCUUCCUCGAGUAUCUGUGCGCCCCGAUCGUCGCGGCGUUUUAUGUCGGGUACAAGAUCUGGUUCCGCACCAGUGUGGUCAAGAUCGACGAGAUUGAUGUCGACACGGGGCGGCGGGACUUCAACUUGCCGAUUUUGAUAUCGAGGGAGAUAGAGGAACGGAAAGGGUGGCCUAGGUGGAAAAGGGUUUAUAGAUUCCUGUGUUGAUCUUGAUUUGUCCCGCUGUUGGGUCUGGUGUGAUUUGGUAGAUUUAGAAGCUAAACGGGGUUUGGUACCUAAGUGUGGGUUGGCUGUGUAUACCU